AAAGACCUCUUCGCUGACACAGGACGUUACCGCUAUGCAAGGCUUACGGCAUUUCGCUAUCUCGACUCUUCCACGUGCGGUAACGGGCAGGUACUUGUCAACGACAGCAGCGUUAAACAUGCCAAUUAAGGAAGGAGACAAGCUCCCAGAAGUUGACCUUUUCGAAGGUAACCCUCACAACAAGGUCAACACAAAGGACUUGUUUGGUAAAGGCAAGAUUGUCAUCUUCGCUGUUCCCGGAGCAUUCACACCAACAUGUUCAGAGACACAUGCCCCUGGCUUCAUCAAGAACAUCCCCGAUUUGAAAAAGAAGGGAGUGACAGCUGUGGUGUGUAUCGCUGUCAAUGACCCCUUCGUCAUGGACGCGUGGGGAAAGUCACUGGGAGCAGACACAAAGGUCCGAAUGCUGGCAGACACAGCUGCUACCUUCACAAAGAAAAUUGACAUGGCUGUUGACUUGACAGAAAUCUUGGGGGGAGUGAGGUCCAGGAGGUAUGCGAUGGUUGUGGAGAAUGGUGUUGUGAAGGCCGUCAAGGCCGAGCCAGACAACAUAGGCCAUACCUGCAGCGCAGCUAGCGAGGUGCUGAAGCUGCUGUAGAAACAAUGGAGCUGGUGACGCUGAGAAGAGGCAUUUGCUAUAAAUAGGAUUAAACAACCUUAAGAAAUGGAAAGUGGAGAAAACAUCAUAUGUCAAAAGAGUUGUUUGUUGAAUGCAAAAUUUACGUAUUUGUAUUUGUAUUUACUUAAAAUUCCCCAAGUUAAUGGUCAAGACCAAUGGGUAAAGCACAUGUGGUAUUGUUACUUUUUUAAAGAACUAAAAUAUGACCUAACUUUUUAUAUAUAUCGUUUCUGCCGUCCAAGUGGACUUAUUCACAACACAGUUUGUGAACCAAGGAACAAAGAACAUGGCAUCACAAUUGCACAUAUCCUUGGAGAUGAGUCCUACGGUAGAGUGUACUUUGUCAUCCUCUAUGUGUGUUGGUUCAAGAACUGUCGUAUAUGUUACAUAGAAGUUAAAGGUUCGGAAUUUCUAAGUAAGUUACUCAUGAAGGUAAUAAAGAAGCCUGUUUUCUCUUUCUACUGUUUGAAGGAUACAUUUACCAUUCCUGUCAGUCAGAUGAUUUAUCGUUGGUAUUUAAAUCUCAGUGCUCCCUGAACAAAGCCUGUUGUAGUCUCUACCUUCCAGCAAGUUUAACACAUUUCAGUAGUCCUUUUAAUGUGACUGGGAUUUUGUGACACAGCCAUUUUACAGGUUGUGAAUAUUGUGUCUAGCGUUUGUUUUGUUUAGUUUUUAUAUUCAAGAUCUUCAUAUACUUUUAUCGCACAAAGGACCUUGAAUUAAGUAUCUGGGGAAGAUGGUGUCUAUCAGUCGGGAGCAAAAAGAGCCUGAAAGUGUUGAUAUUUUUUGUUUGUGAGUGUUCAUUAAUCUUUAUGGAUAAUCUGCCAUACUCUCGGCACUUGAAAUUAUUUUAUUUAUGACAAAAUAUGUCAAAUAUUUAUGUUGGACUUGACUUUUUAAUAUUUGUUGAAACAGCCUUAUGAAGGGAUUCAUGAUUUACGCAAUAUUUUUGUCAGUUUCAAUGAAGACUUUUAAGUUGACAAUUCCAAAUCCAAAUUUGAGAUCUGUUUGUUUUCUUUGAGGUUUUUUCCAUUUACCUGGUCUAAUCAUGCCAAUGCAUCUUCUGGUUAUAUUUCCAAAUGUAUAGAUGUGUUAACAGUUUGAUGGUGAUAGUUUGUAAUAAAAAUAUUCUUUAGAA
Messenger RNA from Haliotis rubra (blacklip abalone), 1757 nucleotides. Its product is annotated as peroxiredoxin-5, mitochondrial-like. Lineage: Eukaryota; Metazoa; Mollusca; Gastropoda; Lepetellida; Haliotidae. Gene Ontology annotation, cellular component: peroxisome; cytoplasm; mitochondrion. Gene Ontology annotation, biological process: cellular response to oxidative stress; hydrogen peroxide catabolic process; cell redox homeostasis. The record is from RefSeq and is a predicted model, not a curated record. Gene Ontology annotation, molecular function: thioredoxin peroxidase activity.